Molecule: messenger RNA, 462 nt
Organism: Melospiza melodia melodia
Lineage: Eukaryota; Metazoa; Chordata; Aves; Passeriformes; Passerellidae
Product: collagen alpha-4(VI) chain-like
Exons: 1
Coding region: 1-462 (153 amino acids)
Source: RefSeq, a predicted model, not a curated record
AUGUCUGAUGAUGUUACACCAGCUGCAUUUGAAAGAAUGAGGAACAUUGUUAUGUUAUUGCUGAAGACCAUUAAGAUCAGUGAAAGCAAUUGCCCAACAGGCGCUCGUGUCUCUGUUGUUUCUUUCAAUACCAACAUGCACUACCUCAUCCGAUUCUCUGAAUUCCAAAAGAACAACUUGCUGCUACAAGCCAUCCAGAGCAUCCCACUAGAGAGAUCCAGUGGAAAACGAAAUAUUGGGGCAGCCAUGAGAUUUGUUGCAAGAAAUGUCUUCAAACGUGUUCGUCAGGGCAUCCUCACAAGAAAAGUUGCCCUGUUUUUUGCCAAUGGUCCAUCACAGGAUGAUGUUGCCAUCAGCACAGCUGUGCUUGAGUUGAGUGCCUUGGAUAUCACUCCAGUGGUUAUUGCCUUCAGUGAGGUGCCAAAUGUCAGACGUGCCUUCUCUGUAAGUAGAGCCUGUUGA